UGAGAGCCAGAGGCUCAGAGGAUUCUGACAGCUUCUUUGCAGAGCAGAAGCAACUGUGCUCAAAAUAGAAACCGCCGCGGCUCCCGCUGCCUUUCUCUCCUCGCUAAGAAUCCCUCAGUUAAACAAGAUGUGCAAAGGACUUGCAGGUCUGCCGGCGUCCUGCCUGAGGAGUGCAAAGGACAUGAAACAUCGGCUGGGGUUCCUGCUGCAGAAGUCAGAUUCCUGUGAACACAGUUCUUCACACAGCAAGAAGGACAAAGUAGUAACUUGCCAGAGGGUAAGCCAAGAAGAAGUCAAGAAAUGGGCUGAAUCACUGGAAAACCUGAUUCACCAUGAAUGUGGACUGGCAGCUUUCAAAGCUUUCCUGAAGUCAGAAUACAGUGAGGAGAAUAUUGACUUCUGGAUCAGCUGUGAGGAGUACAAGAAGAUCAAGUCACCUUCUAAACUAAGUCCCAAGGCCAAGAAGAUCUACAACGAGUUCAUCUCAGUGCAAGCAACAAAAGAGGUGAACCUGGAUUCUUGCACCAGAGAGGAGACAAGCCGGAACAUGUUAGAGCCCACGAUAACCUGUUUUGAUGAAGCCCAGAAGAAGAUUUUCAACCUGAUGGAAAAGGAUUCCUACCGCCGCUUCCUCAAGUCUCGAUUCUAUCUUGACCUGACCAAUCCUUCCAGCUGUGGGGCAGAGAAGCAGAAAGGAGCCAAGACUGCAGACUGCACUUCCCUGGUCUCUCAGUGUGCCUAAUUCUCACACAGAGGCAGGGAGCCCAAAUGCCAAGACUCUAUGCUCUGAAAAAUCUGAGGCCAAAUAUUGAUCUGUAUUAAGCACCAAUGCUUUAUCCACAUUGUAGCCUAGCAUCCAUGCUGCCUGCUGUGUGUGAGUCACUUCCAUGUAAAACUAGCCUUAGUUGUGGUGUUGGGGUUUUCACUAGGAUAAGACCCAAUUUGUUUUAAAUUUUCCCAAGUCUCCUUAAGGGUGAGCAAGUUUCCAAAUAAUGGCUCUGUAGGUCUGGAUUUUCAAAGAUGGCUGGCAGUCUGCCCCUUUGAACAGUUUGACCUCAAGUUAGUUAGUUGGUACACUUCAUGUGACAUUCCAUGCACAUGCAAUGUUGGCCAGCAGCACUUCCUACGGACUCUCAACGUUUAGGUGAUAUUUGUGUAUGCAUAUGUAUACAUUAAAAUAUACAUAACAUAUGCAUAUACAUUCUGUAUAUAUUAUACCUAUGUAUUCAAUGUGUGUGAAUGUGCAUGAAUAUCUAUAUCUAUAUGUAUAUACUCACACAUGCACACACAUUUCUUUAAGAAAAGAUGGGAAAGAUCCUAGGUGCUCAAACUGGAGUGUGUAGACAUGCUUGCAUGCAUGUUCUGAUUUCUGGUCCUUCAUACCGUGUCUGAACAGGGCAAACUGAAUUAACUGCCAUGCAGGCUAAGAAAGGAACAGUAACUUGUGGGAAAUGAGUUCUAUAGAACCGCUGGGUCUUGAUGGAGAAUAGCCAGGGCCCUUGUGUUUAGUUGUUGAUGGCCUCCACAUUGAGCACUAAGCUAAGGGGUGAGCACUCUGAAAACUGCUGUCUGACUGACACUGAACUGCCUUGCAUCAGUGAUCACUACUGGCACUUUUUAAGUCCCUCCGCUGAUCGCCUUCCCUCCUUUGCCUGGGUGCUCAGGGUGUGCUGAUUAGCAGCUGGGUUGGUCUGGAGCUGAAUGUUUGAGCUGAAUGAAGGAAUGUGGUCCAGGCUUUGCUGCCUAGCCCUACCAGGGACUGCUGCUUAUGUGAGGGCAGAGGACCUAAAGAUUAUCUUAAUUCUUUCCUCUCUUGAUAAGGUGCUCUUCUCUUCCUACCCCUCAAGAAUGUCACCUGUCAGAGGAGCCUCCUUAGUUCACUGUGGUUGGUUGUUCACUUUAAAAACCACGGCUACCUGCCGUGGUUCUAAGCUACAUGCCUACAUCUGUAAAGCAUCAUCAGGGGGGAAAGGUUAUGUUUUAUCAGGAGGAAGGAAGUUCUCAUGAACUGCAAAGCCCUCUUUGGUUUUCUGCUUUGAGGUAAGAGCUUGUUCAUCCCAUCCCAAACACCAAGGCUAGCAGAGACCAAUGAAAGGAGAGAGGAAAGGAAAAAGAAAGAGAAAAGAAAACAGAAGAGGAGAGGCUAUCAGUUGGUAGGACUACUGCUUGGAGCUUUUCAAGGCACGUGAAAUACUUGAAAAUUUCUCAUUUGUGUUAUUUAUGAUGUUUUGUACAGUGUUUUUAUUAUUGUAUUGUUUUAUAAAUGGAGGUACAGGAUAUUACCCAAAUUAUUGAUGAAUGCCCAAGAAGUAAUUUCCUUCUCAUUCUUCUAAAAGUACUGCCUUUGAGAGCACACACACAUUCGUGCAACACUGCAGUCAUUGCUCCAGUUUAAAUUACAUGCGUGAGCACCAUUGCGGCUAGUAAGCCAAUGUACCGGGCUGCAAGAUGAAGACACUGGAACAGUGUGUAUCCAAGUCUCGUCGUAUUGAAGAAAUCAAUUUUCUAAGGGUACUCGUUUCGUCUCUCUUGACAGUCUUGCUUGUAAUGUCCCCAGAGCUCCCCCAUCAGUGUUCCUAACUCCUUUUUGUUAUACACCCCAUCCAUGAUCAUGUCUGUAUAACUCUUCGGUCUUGCCCUAAUAGUAUCAUGACUUUGAGAUUGUACCUGUACUCACAGACUGCUGUCUCACAAAUAGGUCUGGAAAGUCAUUUUGAAUGAGAAGUAAAUUAUUUUAUGUAAUACAUCCUGAGUGUGUUUUCAAUUGUAUUUCCAUCGCUCCUUGGUAUGGUGAGCCUGCCUGCCGCUGGUCCAUGUAAGGAAUGCUCCUCCCAUAUGCAUGUUUGCUUCUGCCAUGUGCUUUAUAGGCCUCAACACUGAUGCUUCCGACGAAACACACAAAUCUUAAUGAUGACAGUAAAUAAAUGCUUCCUACAAAACAA
This is a messenger RNA of Mus caroli (Ryukyu mouse), 2942 nucleotides long. RefSeq names its product regulator of G protein signaling 4 (gene Rgs4). The record is from RefSeq and is a predicted model, not a curated record. Lineage: Eukaryota; Metazoa; Chordata; Mammalia; Rodentia; Muridae.